CCCUGGUCGUGAAACGCGUAACGUCCACUUCCUCAUAUGGGAGAGCACCAUAAAGUAGAAAAAUUGUCGAUUGGGCACUUGUAACCCUUGUAAACAAAAUUGUACCAAGGACGCGAAUCUCAAUUAUAAAUUUCGCAACAGCUCUUGUUAUCAACAACGACUGCUUGGUCUCUUGGCUCAUUCCUCAGCUCGCAACAAGACAAUCAGACAACCGCAGAGGUCUCCCCACCAAACACAAUCAUGAAGUCCAGCGCAGUAAUCCUCGCCUUGCCAGCCCUCGCAGCGGCGGCGCAACCACCAGCCGCAGCAGCCGCCGGCAUGGCCAACCUGAUCGCGCGCCAGCAAGCCACCACCAGUGAGGCCGGGACCAGCCCCAGCGCGACGCAGGAUUCGCAGUCCGCCUGCGCGAGCUCCUACAGCUCGCUCUACAGCUCCAUGCUGACAGCGCCGGGCGCGCCGCCGUACCCGUCCGCCGUGGACGACUUUUACGACGAGCUGAGGCGCACGGCCACGACGGACUUUGUCUGCGCCUACGGCACCGCGGUGCUGCCGACGGCGCUGUCGUCGAUGGAGGAUGCCUGGCAGUCCAGCAUGGAGAGCUUUCUGGACAGCAACAAGAACGCCACCAAGUGGCUCACCGAGACGCCUCCGCAGUGCUCCGAGGCUUGGCUGAGCGUCGCAGGGGCCGCGGCCGAGAUGGCCAGGAGCCAGGGCUCUUCCUGUCGGAGCGCCGCGAGCGCCGCCAGAGCAACCGCCACGAGGGUCACGAAUGCGACUUCUUCCGCUACGGGUACGGCGAGCUAGAGCGCCGUGGUGCCUUCAAAUACGGGUGCCGCGGGGAGGAAUGGUGUUUCUGCGGGCUUGGCGGUUGGUGCUGCGGCGAUGGUGGGAUAUUUGGGCAUGGCGUAAUUUGGUCCCGAAAGAUAUCAUAUGUCGACACGAUAGAUCAUGAUUGAGGAUGUAUGGAUACACUACCAGCUAGCAUGCACCUGGGGCUUUGUUUAGGCGCCAGCGUCGCAUGGAAGCUUAAAUAACUACGUAAGUUGGCUGGACACGUCUUGUACGUGUUCUCUUGCUUACGAUUAUUUUUAUCUCAAAUGAUGUCCAUGUUGCUAAGAUGGGAACAGUCCCCGAUCAAAUAAAUCAUUAUUGAGCUCUUUGCAUCGUUACUUGUUUUGAGCUGAAAAUGGCCACAGAUGCCAACACCUUCGGGGAAAAAGAAAGAAAGAAAAAAAACAAAGAACAUUGUUGAAGAAACGGUGUCAAGUCCGAAACUACCCCUUUUGCAAACGCA
Molecule: messenger RNA, 1294 nt
Organism: Pyricularia oryzae 70-15
Lineage: Eukaryota; Fungi; Ascomycota; Sordariomycetes; Magnaporthales; Pyriculariaceae
Exons: 1
Coding region: 241-804 (187 amino acids)
Source: RefSeq, a predicted model, not a curated record